This is a messenger RNA of Trifolium pratense (red clover), 2689 nucleotides long. Its product is annotated as SWI/SNF-related matrix-associated actin-dependent regulator of chromatin subfamily A-like protein 1. Gene Ontology annotation, molecular function: ATP-dependent chromatin remodeler activity; ATP binding. Gene Ontology annotation, biological process: replication fork processing; DNA repair. The coding region runs from base 331 to 2376 and encodes 681 amino acids. The transcript is spliced from 23 exons. NCBI's taxonomy places the organism in Eukaryota, Viridiplantae, Streptophyta, Magnoliopsida, Fabales, Fabaceae. The record is from RefSeq and is a predicted model, not a curated record. Gene Ontology annotation, cellular component: nuclear replication fork.
GAAGAAAGGAGAGGAGUUUUUUGAGGGUUUACAUUUGAGGUUAUCAUAUGAUAUUGACGUUUGUUUUUAUGAUAGCUCUACCACUUUAUUAGAACAAACUCAUACUUUUAAAUUAUUAUUAAUUUACUUAAUUAUUACUCUACUUUUAAAAAUUGAAACAGCAUUUUGUGUCUCUCUCCUUGUCACCACCGAUCUGUAAGUCUGUAACAUGUGUAAGUGUAACCAACCAUCAUCGUAAUAAGAGAGAAUAAAAGCGCAAAAAGAAAGAAAGUCCGAAAUUGAAUUGAAAAAAAAGGCAAAGAAAGUUUGAAAUUGAAUUGAAAAGGGGUUAUGGAGCCAGAAGACUGGGAUUUGAGCGGCGAAGACCUCGAUUCCCUUGAAAGAGAAGCUUAUCAGAAGAUUGCUCAACUCCGCUCCAACCCCACUCAUCCUCCAUCAUCUUCUUCUCAUUCUGCAAACCCUCCUCCUCCUCCUCCUCAAAGAUCACUCCCCCCUUCAUUCAAAUCAGGAGGAGGAGUGACUAACAACACUAACGACCAUUCUAAAGAAUUCACAAAAGCCUCAGUCAAAUUUUUUCUCCAUUCCACUGGACUUAUUGCAGCAAAGUUUCAAUAUGAUCAGGUAAUAGUUGCUGCUUUUAGAAAAAUCCCUAAAUCUUCUUGGAAUGCCAAAGAACGGUUAUGGAUGUUCCCUAUAUCUUCUUUGUCAGAAGCAGAAAAGGUUCUUAGAGAAAUAUCUGGUUAUAAUGUUCAGGUGGAGAACUUAGAUCCCUUAGUGCAACGUGCUAUCACUGCUUCCACUUCUGCUCCUGAUCUUCGAGAUCGAUAUGAUAAGAUCCCUAGCUAUGUUGAAUCAAAGCUUUUGCCAUUUCAACGAGACGGUAUAAGGUUUAUAUUGCAGCAUGGAUGUCGUGCUUUUUUAGCGGAUGAAAUGGGACUGGGGAAAACGUUGCAGGCCAUUGCUGUAGCUGCAUGCGUCCAGGAUUCGUGGCCUGUUCUUAUACUAGCACCAUCUGCAUUACGAUUGCAAUGGGCUUCUAUGAUUCAACAAUGGCUGAAUAUUCCUUCAUCAGAUAUACUUGUUGUCUUAUCUCAAAGUGGUGGAUCAAAUAGAGGAGGUUUCAACAUAGUAUCUUCAAGUGCGAAAAGCAGCAUUCAUCUGGACGGACUAUUCAACAUUAUCUCGUAUGAUUUGGUGCCAAAGAUGCAAAAUACGCUUAUGGCGUCUGAUUUUAAGGUUGUAAUUGCUGACGAGUCACACUUUCUGAAAAAUGCUCAGGCAAAGAGGACAACUGCUUCUCUUCCGAUUAUAAAGAAAGCUAAAUAUGCAAUAUUGCUUAGUGGAACUCCUGCUUUAUCUCGACCAAUCGAACUAUUCAAACAGCUGGAAGCUUUGUAUCCUGAUGUGUAUAAGAAUGUUCAUGAAUAUGGUAACCGGUAUUGCAAGGGUGGAGUUUUUGGACUUUAUCAAGGGGCAAGUAAUCAUGAAGAAUUGCACAAUUUGAUGAAGGCAACAUCGAUGAUUAGGAGGCUUAAAAAGGAUGUUCUUUCUGAACUUCCUGUAAAGCGUAGGCAACAGAUUUUCCUAGACUUGGCCGAUAAGGACAUGAAGCAAAUUAAUGCUCUAUUUCGCGAGUUGGAGAUGGUAAAAGCCAAAAUUAAGGCUUCUAAAUCACAAGAGGAGGCUGAAUCACUCAAGUUUACUCAAAAGAAUCUUAUUAACAGGAUUUAUACUGAUUCUGCGGAAGCCAAGAUUCCUGCUGUUCUUGAUUAUGUUGGAACUGUAAUUGAGGCAGGUUGCAAGUUUCUUAUAUUUGCACACCAUCUACCAAUGAUUGAUGCGAUACACGAGUUUCUUCUUAAAAAAAAAGUUGGAUGCAUCCGGAUUGAUGGAGGUACACCUUCUGGAUCAAGGCAACAAUUAGUUACAGAGUUUCAGGAAAAAGAUGCUAUCAAGGCAGCAGUGCUAUCUAUCAAAGCUGGAGGUGUCGGGUUAACGUUGACUGCUGCCAGCACAGUCAUCUUUGCAGAAUUGUCUUGGACUCCUGGUGAUCUAAUUCAGGCCGAAGACCGUGUUCAUAGAAUUGGCCAGGUUUCUUCGGUAAAUAUAUACUACUUGCUUGCAAAUGACACAGUUGAUGAUAUCAUAUGGGACGUAGUGCAAAGCAAACUGGACAAUUUGGGGCAGAUGCUUGAUGGCCAUGAGAACACCUUAAAGGUCUCAGAUUCAGAUGAUCAGCCACCAUUGAGUAGCCCUGCAAAGCAGAAAACACUCGACCAAUUUGUCAGAAGAUGUGAAAACAACAGUAGUGGAUUGGAACAUCAGUCAACCCCCAAACGUCCUCGGUACUUACCCAAAGGUUCUGUGAAAUGGUAAUCAUAAAAGAAUAUGAUCACGUGUCGAUACUAUGUCAAUCCAAGAGAAAGGCGUAUGCAGUGGCUAAAAUCUACUUGGCUAUAUAGGUAUAUAAAAUAGGUGGUCAGCACAGGACAGCUGGGUUGGCAAGUAACUCUAACCUAUGCUGCUGGGAUGACGAUGGUUAUGUGAUGAAGUCUUGCAACAGAUUUUGUGUUUAUCCCUUAACUAAUUGUUCCCCCCUAGUUGUGUGUGGGACUUGUACAUAGUACAGUAUCAUAUGAAUGUAGCUUGUAUACUACCCUACUCAACACUAAUUUUUAUAUUUCCACCA